This is a messenger RNA of Cornus florida, 771 nucleotides long. RefSeq names its product B3 domain-containing protein At3g25182-like. Gene Ontology annotation, molecular function: DNA binding. The transcript has a single exon. Bases 1 to 750 code for a protein of 249 amino acids. The record is from RefSeq and is a predicted model, not a curated record. Lineage: Eukaryota; Viridiplantae; Streptophyta; Magnoliopsida; Cornales; Cornaceae.
AUGAAGAGUACUGAGAUAUGCUUAGACGAUGUGAUUCACUGCAAACCCAAGAAAAACUGGAUUCUUAUGGACUAUUUAAGUGAAGUUGUGAAGGUUGCAACCCACAAGUACCACGCCGAGAACUCCUUUUCUUCUUCGCUACGACCGCCGCCAUGGCCGAUGAAGAAACGAUCCCCAUCUCUCAAGAAGCCGGCCAUAAAUCACUUCCUGAACCUGCCCAAGAUGGAAACUCUUGCAGGCUCUGAUCAUCAUCAAACCAAGAAAAACUCCAAGAAAAAUGCCAAGAAAGCAGAAAUUGGUCUGAACCCACCACCACUGCCUUCACGCAUGAGGAAUCGUAUCCAACACAUGGGUGGUUCCGGUAUGGUUCUGGUGAUACAGAAGCGGUUGUUCGCCACCGACCUUAAAAAGGGCAAUAGUCGGCUGUCGAUUCCGGUCAAUUCCGUCAGGAACCAGUUUCUGACAGAAGACGAGAAGGCCAUCUUGGAGACCAGAAGAGAUGGGAAUUUGGUGGCCAUUGAAUGCCUGCUGAUUGACCCAGAGUUGAAUGAAUGGAGGAUGAAAUUGAAGCGGUGGGAGAUGGAAUCAAGUUUUGUGUACGCGCUGGUUAGUCCUUGGAAUCAUGUUGCCGAAACCAAUUCCUUUGCCGCAGGUGAUGUUCUCCAAGUUUGGGCAUUCCGAUCGCCCCAUUCCGAGCUUUGUUUUGCAAUCGUGAAGGUGGGAAUCACUCCUGCUCAUCUUCAACUUUAGGGCUUCAAAUCUUAUCUGUAA